AAGAAAAGGAAGUGACGUCGACAGAAGCCGCAGCGACUGAUUUUACCUAUGAAUAAACGAGGUUAUUCCUUCAUGCGGCAAAAUGUCUAUGUCCACUUUUCAGAAGGUUACACUUUUCUCAUGCGUCGUCCUCUGUGUCUCCCUUCUCCUACCUAAAAUUCUUUUAUCUAGAGGAAAAAAGGAUGUAGGGCAACAAGAUGCUGGACCUGGACGUUUUCCUCCCAUGAUGCAACAGCAACAGAUGUCAGAUAGCCAGGCCCAGUGGGGCGUAAGGCCACCCAACAGCAAAGCUUACAAUCCUGAUGGCCUUACCAAGGGCAAAGGUGUGGGGACAGUGGGCAGGGGUGGGGGGAAAUCCAACCUCAUGGGGCGAAUCAUUCCAAUAUAUGGGUUCGGAAUCCUCCUGUACAUCCUCUACAUCCUCUUCAAGAUAACAUCUAAGGGUAAAAAUGUCAAAACAGAAACAAGAUUUCCUGCCCAGAAAUCAGAGAAUACGAAAAGAAAAAUAACUGACUAUGAGCUGGCCCAGCUACAGGAGAAGCUGAAGGAGACAGAGGAGGUGAUGGAGAAGAUAGUGUCAAACGCGGGUGACAGUCCCGACAGGAUCAGGAGUGUCACGGCAGAACAUGAGGAGAGGCUGCUGCACCAGUUGAAGGAGAUCACCAGGGUGAUGCAGGAGGGCAAGCUGGUGGAAGGCAUCUCCCUGGGGAGCCAGCUCGAGGACUGGGAAGAUGAACCUGAAGAGGUUUACCCUCCAUACUCUGAGGCUUCCUGCAGAACGAGGUACGGCAACAUCAGAAUGGGGGAGCGAACUGCUGAGGAACUUGCUGAGGGGGUGGGCAAAGUGAUGGAGGAGGCGGAGCUGGAGGGCGAGCUCCGCCUACCCAGGCUUUUCACUCAGGACUCACUGGACGAAUGGGAGGAGGUGGAAGGGGUGGAAGCGAGGGGCCACUGGCCACACAGCAUGAAUCAGGUAGGUCAGAGGGGGGGUGCAGAAGACUGCAGCAAGGAGGGGGUGGAGCCAGUGGUGAAGGCAGAGAGGAUGAGCUUCUGCAGUGCAGGCUGCGAUGGUGACUACACGCAGGACGAGGUGGAGAGCUUCCUACACGCAUCCGACUCUGAAGACACAGAUGGCUUCAGCAAAUCAGAGAUCACUGCGGAACUGGGAGUUGGCGUGCUCCGGAAGCGAGGCAAACGGGAGCCCGAGUGACAGGCAGAAACAGUGGCACUGCCAGGCAUCUUCCGGGAUAUCCCAUCCUGCUCUGGCACGAUCCUGAUUUUUCUCUCCACGUACUUAAGCAUGCUUGCCUCCGGCCACAGAUUGCAGGCCGUUCCCUUCACACGUGUAUGUUUCUGUCCACUGAGAGUCAGAGUAAUGCUCUUGAUAAUCCAAAGACGCAGAGGACUCAUCAAAGCUCUCGUUUUUAAGAUUUUCCUGAAUACAGUUUUUCCAUUGAGGGAACCAUUCUGCUGCGUCUACACUAUAACAAAAUCCAAAGAGUUUUAAGGGACAGCAAAGAACUAGACAUUUUAGAUAGAUAUAUUCAAAUGCAAACUUUCACUUUAGCAUGAAGUGUAUGUAUUUUGGUUCAGUGAUGGACUGGCAUCCCAUCCAGGGUGUUCCUCUGCCUUGUGCCCUAUGCUGCCUUCGACAGGCUUCACAGCCCCCCCAGCCCUGAUGGCGGGGGAAGAUCAGUGAUUGGAUGGAUUGACCUAAUACAGUUUUACAUGUCAAAGUAAACUACUUUGUUCUAACAAACUUCUGGUAACUCAGAAUAAAUUUUAUUUCUGUA
This is a messenger RNA of Brienomyrus brachyistius, 1793 nucleotides long. It is a transcript of the gene ric3b, whose product is annotated as RIC3 acetylcholine receptor chaperone b. NCBI's taxonomy places the organism in Eukaryota, Metazoa, Chordata, Actinopteri, Osteoglossiformes, Mormyridae. Gene Ontology annotation, cellular component: neuron projection; intracellular membrane-bounded organelle; neuronal cell body. Gene Ontology annotation, biological process: protein localization to cell surface; synaptic transmission, cholinergic. The transcript has 6 exons. Bases 83 to 1210 code for a protein of 375 amino acids. The record is from RefSeq and is a predicted model, not a curated record.